AUGGCUUCUGCAAACAGAACCUUGACACUCUUUGCCGUACUCAUUGCCUUGCUUGUAACCUUGGCAGUGUCCAAACCAAUUCCGGAACUUGAUGAAAGAACCCCCCCUGUCCUAACCCUUUUGCCACAGCCUAGUACUUGGGAUCUCCAAACCACGCAAACUACUGCUUGGUCGUGUCCUCAAUGUUCGACUUCAGAGUUGGUAAAGCUUGUCGUCAUCUGCAAUAAGAAUUCGGUAUAUACCACAACUGCUACCAAUGCUUUCAGCGGUCAAGCAAACAUUCAAGUCGAUCCAAGUUGGGCUGUUAAAGGCUACACCUGUUUCAUUCAAAUAUCGCUAGUAAAUGCCCCUAGCAUUUCUGCAACAAGUAGUUCAGCAAUUACUAUUAAUUAG
Paraglomus occultum is the source of this 393-nucleotide messenger RNA. Lineage: Eukaryota; Fungi; Glomeromycota; Glomeromycetes; Paraglomerales; Paraglomeraceae. The record is from the annotation of a GenBank genome assembly.